AUGGGGAUUUUUAACGACUUGCCUGUUCCCUCGGAUAAAACUUACCUGAGGGAGGAGCUGGCACGAAUAGAUGAGAGCUGGGCUGCUGCUCGUUUUGACUCUUUGCCACAUGUUGUCCAUAUCCUUACGUCUAAAGACCGUGAAGCUGACAUUCAUGUAUUAAGGGAACAAAGCGAUGUUGUUGAGGAGGUUGUGGAUGAAGUUGUCCAUGCUUAUCAUGGUGGUUUCAACAAGGCCAUUCAAAACUACUCUCAGAUUUUGCGUCUAUUCAGAGAGUCCACUGAAAAAUUAGACGACUUGAAGCAUGAUUUGGCAGAUGCAAAGAAAAGCUUGGGUUCACGCAAUAAACAAUUACACCAGUUGUGGUACCGUUCUGUAACAUUGCGGCACAUCAUCUCAGUGUUGGAUCAAAUUGAGGGCAUUGCUAAGGUUCCAUCUCGUAUUGAGAAGCUCAUUGACGAUAAGCAGUUUUACGCUGCUAUUCAAUUGUAUCUCCAGUCGUCUCUGAUGCUUGAGCGUGAGGGCCUUCAAACGGUUGGUGCUCUUCAAGAUGUCAGAUCUGAGCUAUCUAAGCUGCGAGGAUCUCUUUUCUUCAAAAUUCUAGACGAUUUGCAUGCACACCUAUACAAUAGAGGUGAAUACAGUUCAGUGGCCUCAAGCAUAUAUGAAAGAGAUGAUGAAGUACCAACAACAGCUGUUGCAGCCAGUCGAAUGAGCUCACAACCACUUUCUCGUAGAACACGGACACUGAAAGGUGAUAGUCAGUUUGGUGUUAGAGGGCUCACAAAUGGUUCACAGAGAACGGCUUCUAUUGAAGACGGUUCAUCAUUUGAUGGACAUGACGAGGAGGACUCUGUGGAGCAUGAUGAAGCCACCGCAGAUGGGCAACCUGUUGAAUUGCUUUCAUACCAACUUCCGCCUUGGCUUUCUGCUUCCUCUCCUGAUGAGUUUAUAGAAGCAGUAAGAAAGAGUGAUGACCCACUGCAUGUGAAGUAUCUACAGACACUUGUUCAGUGUCUCUGCAUGCUUGGCAAAGUUGCAGCGGCUGGUGCUAUCAUAUGCCAAAAACUUCGACCCACAAUACAUGAGAUCAUAAUAUCCAAAAUUAAAGCCCAUAUGGAGACUAGAAAUUUGUCAAAGUCCGUGAAUAGUCAGGGUGAUCGAACAGGAGCUGUGGGAUUGCAUAUUAUCAAAGGGCAGUCAGAGUCCUACAGAUUAUCAAAAGAGAAACCUCAAAGUGGGAUGUCAAAUUCAGGAUCUCACUUGGCUGUGAGCCCUGUUUCGCCUCUUAUGGCUCCUGGAGGCAAAGCACAAGCUGCAGCAAAAGACCUUCUUGACUCAAUUUUAGAUACUAUUGUCAAGAUAUUUGAGAAUCAUGUUGUUAUUGGAGAGCUUUUGGAGUUGAAGGCUUCUCAACAUGGCAUUAACACACCAAAGUCAUUGCCUACUGAUGUCAAUUGGAACACUGAUUCCGAAGCAUCCCAAGUUACAGGAGGCUACACUAUCAGUUUACCCUUGACAGUCUUACAGAGUGAAUGCCAACAACUCAUAUGUGAAAUUCUACGAGCAACUCCAGAAACCGCUUCAGCAGAUGCUGCUGCACAAACUGCUAAACUUGCAAAGAAGACUCCCAAGAAAGAUAAAAGGCAAGUGAUCCUUAGCAUGGGUAGUUCUUACAUGCAAGGAGAUUGGGGUGCACCUGAAGAUGGGUUAACAUUCACCUUUCGGUUUACAGAUGCAACUGCAUCGCUUUCUAAUCAGGGAGCUGAUCUCAUUCGUCAAGGCUGGGGAAAGAGAGCUCCAAAUGCAUCACAGGAAGGUUAUGGAUCUGCAGCAGUUUUGCCUGAACAAGGAAUAUAUCUAGCUGCAUCAAUUUACCGGCCUAUCCUUCAGUUUACCGAUAAAAUCACUUCAAUGUUGCCCAAAAAGCAUUCCCAGCUCGUGAACGAUGGAUUGCUUACAUUCACGGAGAACUUUGUGAAAGAUCACCUGUUACCGACAAUGUUUGUGGACUAUAGGAAAGGCGUACAACAAGCUAUAUCAAGUGCCGCCGCAUUUAGACCCCGUGCACAUACAACUUCUUACACGCCAACUGUAGAAAAGGGUCGACCUAUCUUGCAAGGUCUUUUGGCUAUAGAUCUCCUUGCAAAAGAGGUUCUUGGUUGGGCUCAAGCCAUGCCUAAAUUUGCCACUGACCUUGUGAAGUAUGUUCAGACAUUUCUUGAGAGAACAUUUGAGAGAUGCCGAACAUCAUACAUGGAGGCUGUGCUAGAGAAGCUCAGUUACAGGCUCAUUGGGAGGCAUGAUAUUGAGAAAUUGAUGCGACUUGAUGCUGCGAGUGUUUGUUUGCCAUCUUCACUUGGCCAUUCUGUUUCUCACUCUGAGGCUGUUGGCUCCGAAGUAGAACUCAAUGUUCUAUUCUUAAGUUUGCCGCCUAUCAAGCAGGAUAAUCUAAUUCGUGAUGACAACAAACUGAUUUUGUUAGCGUCUCUUAGUGACUCACUUGAAUAUGUGGCAGACUCUAUUGAGAGGCUUGGACAAGCAGUUCCUCGUGCGGCAAGUCAAGCUGAAGGUAAUAGCACGAGUCAAGCAACUUCUCCUAGGAAUCUGGCAUCAUUUGCUGAUGAGUACAGAAAACUUGCGACUGAUUGCCUAAAGGUUCUUCGUGUUGAGAUGCAAUUGGAAACAGUCUUUCAUCUUCAGGAAAUGACAAAUCGGGAAUACUUGGAGGAUGAGGAUGCUGAAGAGCCAGACGACUUUGUGAUUUCUCUUACUUCACAGAUAACACGUAGGGAUGAGGGAAUGGCGCCUUUCAUCUCUGGUGAGAAGCGCAAUUAUGUUUUUGGUGGCAUCUGUGGAACUGCAGCAAGUGCGUCCAUUAAGGCUUUGGCUGAGAUGAGAUCAAUUAACCUUUUUGGAGUUCAACAAAUUUGUCGGAACACUAUUGCAUUGGAACAGGCCAUGGCAGCUAUUCCAUAUAUCGAUGGUGAAAGCGUACAACAGAACCUAGAUCGUGUCCGUACUUACUUUGAGCUACUAAACAUGCCAUUCGAGGCGUUGCUUGCAUUCAUAGCGGAACAUGACCAACUGUUCGCACACACAGAGUAUUCAAAUCUUCUGAAGGUGAAUGUUCCUGGAAGAGAUACUCCUCCAGAUGCUCAACACCGCCUUUCGGAAAUUCUUUCUCACUAAAAUCAAACUCGCCGGAGCCAUUCGCCACACUGGUAAUAACACAGAAGAGAUUCUCCCGCAGCCAAUCUGUCGUUUUCAUUAUCUUCAUAAGCUGCAGAACAAUCACAAUGAUGAAAUUCCGAAGGAGAAGCAAGAUACAUAACAGUGCAAUAUCUUCUUGGUGCUUCUGCUGCAAUAAUAGCCUGGUUCCAUUAUUUUUUCGUUUAUUUGUUCUCUUUUUGUCCUGUAUACAGAACCAAAACCUUUCUUUAAGAGCUUUCUUUUUUUGUUUAAAUUCUUUGGUAGAGGUUUUGUUGCUUGUAUAAAAACUUUCUUAGGUGAGUUACAUUUGCCUUCCUAGUGAAAAACAAAAAUAGAGGAGAAAGCUACAGAUAUCUACCAUUCAUCUUGA
Molecule: messenger RNA, 3583 nt
Organism: Eruca vesicaria subsp. sativa (arugula)
Lineage: Eukaryota; Viridiplantae; Streptophyta; Magnoliopsida; Brassicales; Brassicaceae
Source: the annotation of a GenBank genome assembly